Molecule: messenger RNA, 453 nt
Organism: Daldinia vernicosa
Lineage: Eukaryota; Fungi; Ascomycota; Sordariomycetes; Xylariales; Hypoxylaceae
Exons: 2
Coding region: 129-413 (94 amino acids)
Source: RefSeq, a predicted model, not a curated record
UGUACGACACAUUGCAGCAAACAGUAGGUGAGAGUACGAGUACCUACCUAAGAGCAAAAGCAGUCGAAGAAGAAAUCGAGUCGACGGAAACGGAAUGGAUUCAAUGUUUGACUUCAUCCUGAACUUCCAUGGUUGUCAUACAUUUUGCUUGCUUGCUAGGUCUUGCAGGUCUUACUGGGUAUUACGUUGUAGUGGCAUCGUGCUCCAGCCUCUAUGUAGCCCUCUACACACACACAGACACACUAGACUCUGGCAUCUGGCAUCUCAUAAUCCCUGACCUUUUGAGGGUUCUCUUAUUCCAUGCCGGUGUCGAUCACUUUCCUCACACGAACCUACAACCAAUCCAAGACUUAAAUGGGAUAGGGCACCAAUAUCCAAUUCGUGGGUACUCGGAAAUUGUCAGAUUAAUAUAGAGAUCCCACCCGGAUAUCUCCUUUGAAUAUCUCUAUCUCU